Molecule: messenger RNA, 615 nt
Organism: Aspergillus alliaceus
Lineage: Eukaryota; Fungi; Ascomycota; Eurotiomycetes; Eurotiales; Aspergillaceae
Exons: 1
Coding region: 1-615 (204 amino acids)
Source: RefSeq, a predicted model, not a curated record
AUGGAGCAUAACACCUCACCACCACCACCCUACACCCCGAGUGACACUUCCACCUUGGAAGAAACGUUUCCUGCUCCUCAGAACCUCAAAAGCGAGAGCCUCCUCACUCGUGGUCUUCAAGUCCCUACGCGAUCGGCUGUUCCUACCUCCGGCUUCACGUAUCCGCCUCUACUCUCGCAAUUCGAUAUCACGGCUGCGGACUGGGACAAGUUCACCACUGAAGUGAUUACCACGGCCCGAAUGAACCGGAAGCAAUGGACUACGGCGGUUGGGAAGGGUCUCGGCGUAAUGGCGAUCGGCGGGCUGAUGGUCGGGUUGGUGGGUGCCAUACCAGCGUACUAUGUUGCGCGACGGGCGCAGCGGAGCCGGGAAGAGAAAAAUAUGAUCCUGGGGAGUGAGGAGUUGAGGGGGGUGGUGGAGAGAUGGAACCAGGGGUUCUUUGAGCCCCGGGGGGUGUUGAUUAGGGUUGACUUGCCGUUUGAGGAGGUGGAGCAAAUGGAGAUGAUGGAUGUGUUGGAUGGGAAGGGGAGGGAUGCCAAGGGGGAGCGGAAGAGAGACAAUGAGGCGAGGAAGGCGAGGAUAGUGAUUAUACCUUUGCCGGGGAAGUCAGGAUAA